AUUCUGCAAAACAGAUAAAUAAACAAGAGAAUAAUAUGCUGAAGGUUAAAGAAAACAUGUCAAUAACUAAUGCGUCUAUACUUGAAACACCACCUGGAAGUAAAGACAACAUAGAAGGUUCCAGAAAUUUAGAAUCAGAAGAAGUGAUAGCAGAUGCACAAUCAAGUGAACCAAUAUAUAUCCUUAAGAAAUGGACUAGCCUCUUUACACAAUUAAGACAGAGACAAGCAACUUUUUCAAAAUAUACACCAAGAGUGGAAAUUACAACAAAGAAUAAUAAUGCACUCAUUUUUGAUAUUCGUAGUAUGGAUGACAUACAAAUAAAUAAUAUUAUCUCUAUUUUAUACAGUAAAAUAGGCAAUGAUCUAGUUGAGGUAAAACCUCACUAUACUAGAGAAAAAGAAUACAUUUAG
Messenger RNA from Racocetra fulgida, 413 nucleotides. The record is from the annotation of a GenBank genome assembly. NCBI's taxonomy places the organism in Eukaryota, Fungi, Glomeromycota, Glomeromycetes, Diversisporales, Gigasporaceae.